Entelurus aequoreus (snake pipefish) is the source of this 2304-nucleotide messenger RNA. RefSeq names its product far upstream element (FUSE) binding protein 1 (gene fubp1). Lineage: Eukaryota; Metazoa; Chordata; Actinopteri; Syngnathiformes; Syngnathidae. The record is from RefSeq and is a predicted model, not a curated record. Bases 72 to 2141 code for a protein of 689 amino acids. Gene Ontology annotation, molecular function: mRNA binding. Gene Ontology annotation, biological process: regulation of DNA-templated transcription. The transcript has 21 exons. Gene Ontology annotation, cellular component: cytoplasm; nucleus.
UAUGGAAGCGUCAUCCUCCCGCGUAUGUAAACCGCCAUCUUGUAGCGCCGCGGAGGUGAAGAGCACCAGAUAUGUCCGACUACAGCAGCGUGGCACCGCCGUCGUCUGGUGGCGGAAUGAAUGAUGCUUUUAAAGACGCGCUUCAGAGGGCGCGACAGAUCGCAGCGAAAAUAGGCGGCGAUGGAGUUGCAGCACCCCCAUCGGGUGAUUUCGGCUACGGGGGCCAGAAAAGGCCCUUGGAGGACGCGGGUGGGUAUUUACCAAUGCCUAACCUGAAUAUCGACCAACCAGAGACGAAGAAAGUGGCAACCAAUGAUGCUUUUUCUGCCAUGGGAGGAAUGGGUGGCGCCUCAAGGGCAGUGUCCGAAGAGUACAAAGUUCCUGAUGGAAUGGUUGGCUUCAUUAUUGGAAGAGGCGGCGAACAAAUAUCACGUCUGCAGCAGGAGUCUGGAUGCAAAAUACAGAUCGCUCCUGACAGUGGAGGGAUGCCUGAUAGGUCAGUGAACUUGACAGGACCACCAGAAUCCAUUCAGACGGCAAAGAGGUUGCUCCAGGAGAUUGUUGAGAAGGGACGGCCAGCCCCAGCAUUCCACCACAAUGACGGCCCGGGCAUGACAGUUCAGGAGAUUAUGGUCCCUUCCACUAAAGCCGGCCUGGUCAUUGGAAAGGGAGGCGAGACAAUCAAGAGCCUUCAGGAAAGAGCCGGAGUAAAGAUGGUCAUGAUCCAAGAUGGCCCCCAAAACACAGGCGCAGACAAACCUCUUCGUAUUUCAGGAGAGCCAUUCAAAGUUCAGCAAGCUAAAGAGAUGGUGAUGGAGCUGAUCAGAGACCAGGGCUUCAGAGAGCAGAGGGGCGAGUAUGGCUCCAGGGUCGGGGGAGGGGAAGGCUUGGACGUUCCUGUUCCCCGGUUUGCAGUUGGAAUUGUCAUUGGUAGAAAUGGAGAGAUGAUCAAGAAAAUACAGAGUGACACUGGGGUCAGGAUCCAGUUCAAACCAGAUGAUGGCAGUGCACCAGACAGGAUAGCACAGAUCAUGGGUCCUCCUGACCAGGCCCAACACGCAGCAGAAAUCAUUACCGACUUGCUGAGGAGCGUCCAGUCUGGAGGUGGUCCUGGUCACGGUGGCGGAAGAGGCCGGGGUCGUGGGCAGGGCAAUUGGAACAUGGGUCCCCCUGGUGGCCUGCAGGAGUUUACUUUCACUGUUCCAACAAUGAAGACUGGCCUCAUCAUUGGAAAAGGCGGUGAGACCAUUAAAGGCAUCAGCCAACAGUCCGGAGCAAGGAUUGAGCUGCAGAGGAACCCUCCUCCAAACUCUGAUCCAAACGUAAAAAUGUUUACAGUCAGAGGCUCCCCCCAGCAGAUCGACUAUGCCAGACAGCUGGUAGAAGAAAAAAUUGGGGGACCCGUCACUCCAAUGGGUGGCCCACAUGGUCCCCCUGGUCCACAUGGAGGUCCAGGUCCACAUGGUCCUCCCGGACCACCAGGACCCCCUGGAGCUCCCAUGGGCCCAUACAACCCCGGACCUUACAAUCAGGGACCCCCAGGACCACAUGGUCCCCCAGCACCUUACCAGCCACAGGGGUGGGGCAAUGGUUACCCCCACUGGCAACAGGGACAGCCUGACCCAAACAAAGCAGCAGCUGAUGCCAAUGCUGCAGCGUGGGCUGCUUACUAUGCCCAGUAUGGACAACAACCACAGGCUCCAAUGACCCCCACCAGCGGAGCACCGGGCACUACUCAGUCCAAUGGUCAAGGUGACCCACAGGCUGCAGGUCAGAGUGGACAGGCAGAUUACACCAAGGCCUGGGAGGAUUAUUACAAGAAAAUGGGUCAACAGAGUCAACAGCCUCAAGACUACACUAAAGCUUGGGAGGAGUACUAUAAGAAACAAGGUCAAGCUGCUCCUCAGGCAGCAGCACCAGCCUCUGCGGCACCAGCCACCCAGGCCGGUGGCCAACCCGACUACAGUGCCGCCUGGGCGGAGUACUACCGGCAGCAGGCGGCCUAUUAUGGCACAGGCAACCCUCAGAGCAUGGGUGCAGCGCCACAAGCCCCUCAGACGCCAGGCUGUGAACAGAACCAGAACGUUCCCUGUGGGCCUGAGCAGAGAGGACCGCUGCAGAGAAGCCAGACUUGGACUUGAGGGAGAGCGUGAUCUGCUGACUGGUGUUAUCUGGAUAGACGCAGGUGGGCCAGUGUGAAGACAGGAAGCAACGUUUUAAUUAAAUGUUUAUAUAACGUAAAUCAAAUAUUCAUGGGUUAAGGAAAUAUUUUAUAAUGUGUUGAAGCUACGAUGAAAUAAAUAC